This is a messenger RNA of Ornithorhynchus anatinus (platypus), 4584 nucleotides long. RefSeq names its product interleukin 1 receptor accessory protein like 2 (gene IL1RAPL2). The transcript has 11 exons. The coding region runs from base 264 to 2324 and encodes 686 amino acids. NCBI's taxonomy places the organism in Eukaryota, Metazoa, Chordata, Mammalia, Monotremata, Ornithorhynchidae. Gene Ontology annotation, biological process: signal transduction. The record is from RefSeq and is a predicted model, not a curated record.
AUCCCGGGCGGUCCCGGGUGAGCGGCCACCGCCGAGGGAGCCGGGGAAACUCCGCCCUCUCCGCCCACCGCCUGCGCCCAACUUCUCCGGCUCCGCCAACUCCAGCCGCCCGCGGGACCCCGCACCGGGACCCCCGCACCGGGGAGCGUCCGGCCCCAGCCCACCCCCGGAGGGCACCGGCCGCCUUGUGGCCCGGCUGAGCUCCGCUUCUCCUCGUCCGCCCCGGCGAUUUCUCCCCGAGCAGCUGCCAAGGAAAGGAAAAGAUGAAGUCUCUGUUUUUCCUGUUUCUUGCCAUCUCUUCUGUAGUCAGCACAAAUUUGAAGUUGGUGUCAAAAAGAAAUUCGGUGGAUGGCUGCAUUGACUGGUCAGUGGAUCUCAAGACAUACAUGGCUUUGGCAGGCGAACCUGUCCGAGUGAAAUGUGCUCUUUUCUACAGCUACAUCAGGACUAACUAUAGCAUGGCCCAGAGCACAGGAUUGAGGCUCAUGUGGUACAAAAACAAAGGUGAUUUGGAAGAACCCAUUAUAUUUUCUGAAGUGAGAAUGAGCAAAGAUGAAGAUUCAAUAUGGUUUCAUUCAGCUGAGCUGCAAGAUAGUGGAUUCUACACAUGUGUUCUCCGAAACUCAACAUAUUGCAUGAAGGUGUCAAUGUCCUUGACAGUGGCUGAGAAUGAAUCAGGACUGUGCUACAAUAGUCGAAUCCGAUAUUUGGAAAAGUCAGAAGUCACUAAAAGAAAAGAGAUCUCCUGCCCUGACAUUGAGGAGUAUAAAACAUCAAAUGAAGAACCAAACGUUGUUUGGUACAAGGAAUGCAUGCCAAAAAUGUGGAGAAGCAUAAUAAUGCAGAAAGGAAAUGCUCUUCUAAUACAAGAGGUUCAAGAGGAAGAUGGAGGAAAUUACACAUGUGAAUUAAAAUAUGAAGGAAAACUAAUACGCCGAACAACUGAAUUGAAAGUUACAGCUUUACUCACAGACAAACCUCCUAAGCCACUGUUCCCCAUGGAGAACCAGCCAAGUGUUAUAGAUGUCCAGCUGGGCAAACCGCUGAAUAUUCCCUGCAAAGCAUUCUUUGGGUUUAGUGGAGAAUCAGGCCCUAUGAUCUACUGGAUGAAAGGGGAGAAGUUUAUUGAAGAACUGGAAGGUCACAUUAGAGAAGGUGAAAUAAGACUUCUCAAAGAGCACCUUGGAGAAAAAGAAGUGGAAUUAACGUUAACUUUUGAUGCCGUUCAGGAGGCAGAUUUGGCUAAUUAUACAUGCCAUGUGGAAAACCGAAAUGGUCGUAAACACGCUAGUGUUCUACUGCGCAAAAAAGAUUUGAUCUACAAAAUAGAACUUGCAGGAGGGCUGGGAGCCAUCCUGCUCCUACUUAUCUUGCUUGUGACCAUCUAUAAAUGCUACAAUAUAGAACUGAUGCUCUUCUACAGACAGAAUUUUGGAGGUGAUGAGGCUGCAGAUGACAACAAGGAAUAUGAUGCCUAUCUCUCAUACACAAAAGUGGAUCCAGACACCUUGGAUUGUGACAAUAAUGAAGAAGAGCAAUUUGCACUUGAGAUACUACCGGAUGUCCUGGAAAAACAUUACGGUUAUAAACUCUUCAUUCCAGACAGGGACCUGAUUCCCAGUGGAACGUACAUUGAAGAUCUCACAAGAUGUGUUGAGCAAAGCAGAAGACUUAUUAUCGUGCUAACUCCAGACUAUGUUCUCAGGAGAGGAUGGAGUAUUUUUGAGCUGGAAAACAGACUCCAUAACAUGCUAGUCAGUGGAGGAAUCAAAGUUAUUUUCAUUGAGUGUACAGAAUUAAAAGGGAAAGUGAAUUACCACGAAGUGGAAUCGUUAAAGCACAGCAUCAAACUUCUGUCAUUGGUCAAGUGGAAAGGACCAAAAAGCAGCAAAUUGAAUUCUAAGUUUUGGAAGCACUUAGUCUAUGAAAUGCCUGCCAAGAAAAAAGAGGUAUUAUCUCGCCGCCAAGUCCUGGACUCUGCAGAGCAGGGGCUUUUUGGAGAUUUGCAAACUGUACCUUCCAUUGCUGUGACAGGCACGUCUGCCUCUGCAGUGGCAUCUCAAUCAGAUUUAUCUGACUUUCGCCCAACAGAUUCAUUGCAAAGGCGCCAUUAUUGCCGAGGUUAUGACUAUGAAAUGCCAACAGCACCCUUGCAAGUAGCUUCCAUAGGUAAUCACCACACGUACUGUAACAUACCUUUGACGCUACUAAAUGGACAACUACCUCUUAAUAAUGCUGUGAAGGAUACCCAGGAAUUUCAUAGGAACAGUCCUUUGCUGCCUUUGUCGUCAAAGGAGCUUAGCUUCACCAGUGAUAUUUGGUAGUGGCGAUCACAAUUCCCACUGCUAUAGGAGCAUCCUGAAGACCUGUUUUUACCGAGCGCUAAACCUAAAUGAUAGGGGUGCCAAAAAGUCUUUGGAGAAAAAGGCACAGUAACUCGCUUUUGUACUUGAAUGUUUUUGUUUACAUUUGCCAACUCUUUAAAAAAGGAGACCUUCUUUUGUAGUUCAGUAUCUAGUUUAGAUGUAUAGUUUGGUUUCUGGAAAAUAAUGAAAAAAAUGCACACAUUGUUUUAGAGUAGAUUUGAAUAGCUCAUACAUUAUAGAAGAUAUUAGAUGAUCUAGUAGACCCAUAUUUACCAACUUAGAAUUUCUGUGUUUAUGCAGAAUUUAAGAUAAGGAAAACUAGAGACUUUAGUACAGUUUGCAGGGCCUAAAGAUAUAUUCAAAACAUUUUAUAGAGCAAACAAAAUGAGUACUCUUCUGAAGAAUUGGUAGGAUAACCCAUUUGUAGCUCUGUUAAACAUUUGUAGAGGAAAGUAGUAAGAAAAAUAUGAAUGAAGAAUCAGUAGUUUCUUCAAAUGUGGGCACAGUUACCAGAGAACAAUUCAAAAACUCAUGUCACCAUAAAUCAGUUUUGUUCACAAAGUGCAUCUUAUUCAGAUCAGGAUCAGCAGGUGACUAAACAAUGUUUUUUUCUGUUAACAGUAUGCUUAGCUCCUUUAGGAUACUAUUAAAUAGAUCUAGUGUUGUACUAGAUGAUUUCACAUUUUUUUCCAUUUUAAUGCAUUUUUAAACACUGGAGCACAUGUUUUAUCAUUUGUUAAAUCAUGUUUGCAUUUUCUCUUGUGAUCUCUUGACCUGUUGUAUGAUCUUUACAGUAAUGCAUUUUUUUUUGUAAUUCAUUUCAGCCUCAGUGGAGCUGCAGUUUAAAUACACACUCGACUGAUCAAGUUAGCAGUAGAAAAGAAGUAAUAGAACAGUAUUCACAAGCUAAAUACUAAACUAUUCAAGUUUUCUAGAAGUAGGACAGAAAAUGCCAUGAUCAUCAUCAGAAAUGUAACUAAGACAUAGAUUACACUGGGCUCCACAAGAUCUACCUGCCAGUGUGUGAUGACCCCUGAAGGAAUCUGUCUCUUCUUGGUGUCUGCAUUUGUAAAAUGAUCGUAGACUGAAAGGACAAGUUUUAAAGUGUCCUUAAGAAGGAAGUCUGCCAAUAUUCAAAAGUCUGCUUAGUCUAUUGCUUUCUGAUAAUAUUAAGUUAAUGAAAUUCACUCCCUCCACCCUUCUGACUGAAAUGCAAGAACAGUAGUCAUCUAGGUUAACUCUGGUACUUUGCAAAUGACCCUUAAAGUAUAAAUCAGAAGGGGCAAAAUGAGCACAAGGUUAAAAUUGAAAAUUACAGAAUUAUGUGAAUGCCCAGUGGUCAUAAACAUGAACUCAAACUUGUAGUAAGUCAAAAGCUUACAUACCCAUUGUUUUUUCUUUCAACCUUCCCCACUAUUUAUCAGUUGUUAAGCAUCAGUUCUGUUUGAAGGUCCCAUACUUCUCUUGUUUUCCGAUAUACAUACAGUGAAUGCACUAUUCACGAACACAAAACACAGAAGCUUAGACUCAAUAUGCAUUUAUUUCACUGUGGGAUGGUCAUUUCCUCCUGAAAUGUUAGGCUCAACAUGUUUAGAUGUUUCAUAUAAAUAUUUCUUUUCUAUUGAGAAAGGUGAUUUUACCUCCAUUAUGAUUUCAUGUAUUUCAAAACUGAAAUUUACAAAAUCUGCACUGUUCUAUAUGUUGCAAAAAUUGUGUUUACACUGGUUAUGUUCUUUAAUGCAAAGUGUAACUAAAAGAUACCUGCAUGACGUGAGUUGCAUAUGUUUAAGUGAAUAGUUGUACUUUCCGUUACUUUUCUUUUUACAUUAUUCUAAGUCUGGUUAAUUCACCUAGAGUGUUCAGUGAGAAUUUGAAACUAGUAGUUCUGUAUUGAGCAUGCAAAUUCCUAAAACAUAAUGCAGGUCUCUCUGCUUCCUUUAUUUCCAAUAAUUAAACAUGGGUAGUAAUUUGAGUUGACUGGCAACAAUGUGUUGUUUUAGCACAAUAGUAGAUCUUCGCAUCAGAAGAGUCAGGACUGAGGUUCACCGACGUUUUGGAUGACAGACCCCGUCAGCAGAUCCUCAGUAAAAGAACGUUCAGACCGGUACUGGGUAACUGGAAGAGAACAGUUUAUGAUAUCUGAUUCUGUGGCUUACUGUGGGAACUGAAUUUAGGAAAUUUGUAGUUCAGGAUUAAAACUGUAAAGUUCUAAUAUUGA